AUGGCGUCAAGCAACAGCGUGAAGAUGAAGUUGAAGCUGAUUGUGGACAAGAAGAGAAACAAGGUGAUUUACGCAGAGGCCCAAAAGGACUUCGUGGACCUGCUGAUCUACCUCCUCUCCCUCCCCUUAAGCGCUGUGGUAAAGUACUUGGACAGUACAACCGUCCCAGGCAGCAUAGGAAAGCUCCACCGCAGCGUAGACUCGAUCAUGAAGGCGGGCUACAUAAAGCCUUCGCACGAUGAUAAGAAGCACUUGACAGCUGCUGGUUAUAGCUCCAUCCUCGUCCCUCACUUGCUGACCCAUGUCCCCAUUUUACCCCGCUUGACCUCUGCUUCACCAGGCGCCGUGACUAGAACGCUCUACAAUUGUCAGAAAAACCACAGGCAUGUGAAGGAAAUGGCAGCCUCCGUCUGGUGCAUGUACUGCGGGACAGAGAUGAACACUGAAGUGGAGUUCUCCGAGUCUUCGUCGACUCGGGUCGUGGUGGAGGCGGACUACGUGAAGGACAUGGUGCCCUACAUGGUUGCUGACGACUUGUCGGUCUCGCCUCUGAAUUCUGCUUCUGUUUUUGCUUCUCUCGAUGGCUGCCACCCGGGAGACAUGGUGGAGGAGAAGGAGGUUCAGUUCGGGUCUUCUGAGGUGAUCUCAAUUUAUGACUUGCUCUGCAACUGUUUGAAUGCUUUCUUGCAUUCCAAGGAACCUCUCACUGCCGUGUUUCUGAAGCCAAAGUGA
Messenger RNA from Linum trigynum, 732 nucleotides. NCBI's taxonomy places the organism in Eukaryota, Viridiplantae, Streptophyta, Magnoliopsida, Malpighiales, Linaceae. The record is from the annotation of a GenBank genome assembly.